Plodia interpunctella (Indianmeal moth) is the source of this 5459-nucleotide messenger RNA. RefSeq names its product (11Z)-hexadec-11-enoyl-CoA conjugase-like. The record is from RefSeq and is a predicted model, not a curated record. Gene Ontology annotation, molecular function: stearoyl-CoA 9-desaturase activity; iron ion binding. The transcript is spliced from 7 exons. Lineage: Eukaryota; Metazoa; Arthropoda; Insecta; Lepidoptera; Pyralidae. Bases 374 to 1519 code for a protein of 381 amino acids. Gene Ontology annotation, cellular component: endoplasmic reticulum membrane. Gene Ontology annotation, biological process: unsaturated fatty acid biosynthetic process.
GGCCCCGACCCGGCCCAUCAACGAGACACAAGCUAGGCUAGGCCGCUCUCCACAGUACAGCAUAGUAGUCCGUGCGCGCCACCGGUGUCCAUCAACCGACCAUUACUGAAACCUCCGAGGCCAGAGAAAACGUCAAUUUGUUGUUGUUUGACCACAGAAAAGUUCACGCGACCAGAACGGCAAGGUCUUUUGACACAUUUAUACUUACUGUUGUGUUGUUCUUAGUGAAUUGUUACAGUUUUGGGGAAUUUUAAUCGUGUCUAAAUCGAUCGGCUUUUUGUCCAGUGUGUCAAGGACAGAUAUGGCAGUGUAAAUAUCGCCGCGCGAAUGUUUCCCAAACUUUGAGAGUCUACGCACUUGCGCAUUAGAAAAAAUGGCUCCAGCACAGUCGAACGUCAUCGCACAAGACCAGAUGCAUCGUCAGCUGAAGAUGAGGCUCAUUCCACGUGAUCAAGACUGUGAUAAAUGUGACAAUACCUGUGAUAAUAACAAUUCAGUGUUACACAAUUAUAGUGGCAGUGAGAAAAUCAAUUCCGAAGCAGAAUUCGACCUGAGUAAAUACGAAGCGAUAGAAUUCAGGCCGAGGAUCAGAUGGCCCGACCUGACUGUGCAAAUAUCUUUACAUUUAGUUGCAAUUUAUGGACUAUUUUUGAUUUUAACGAAUCAAAUCAAGUUUUAUACGCUAUUGUUUGUACUGGGCACGAUAUACACGUCGGGCUUUGGGAUCACGGCGGGCGUGCACAGGCUAUGGUCACACCGGGCGUACCGCGCGCGGCUGCCGUUGAGGAUACUGCUGGCCUUCCUCUUCACUAUUACGGGACAGCGUGAUAUCUACACAUGGGCGUUAGACCACCGGGUGCACCACAAAUACACAGAGACAGUAGCAGACCCCCACGAUGUGAGACGGGGGUUCUGGUUCGCGCACGUGGGCUGGCUGGUGCUCACCCCCCACCCCGCCGUCGAAGACCGCCGGGAAGCCCUAAGGAAGACCUCCACAGACCUCAUGGCUGACCCUGUAGUGAGAAUACAGAAAACAUUUUUCAUUCCAUUGUUUGGACUGCUGAACAUAAUACUUCCGAUAUGGAUUCCGUGGUAUUUCUGGCAGGAGACCCUAGUGCACUGUUUCGUGGUCAGCUUCGUCACGAGGUUCACCAUCACACUGAACAUUGCCUUUUGUGUCAACAGCUUUGCGCAUCUAUGGGGCAACAAGCCUUAUGACAGGUUCAUAAAACCAGUAGAGAAUCAGCUAGUGAGCCUGGCAGCCCUGGGCGAGGGCUGGCACAACUACCACCACGUGUUCCCAUGGGACUACAGGACCUCGGAGCUAGGGAGGAUAAACAUUUCCACCAACUUCAUCGACACCUUUGCCAAGAUUGGAUGGGCUUAUGAUUUGAAAGCGGCAACUUCAGCGAUGAUUAUACAACGAGCCAAGCGAAGCGGUGACGGCACACUGGGGGAAGUGGAGGAACCGGACCCUACCCUCAGCACCACAGACAAACCCAGCGUUUCUCAGGGCUAAACACCAAACACUGAAAUACCUCUACGGCACCACAGAUAGUGCGAUAUUACCGGCCUCGACUUUGUCCUCAUCAAUUUAGGGGGAAAAGGCAAAUUCGAACCCGAACGAACAUCGAUCGAUUUCCACGGAUUUGGAUACGAUUUUUAUAAAUAUUUGAAUUUCUUCCAGUUUUUAUUUUUAUUUAUAUUGUCUAUCUACUCAACGUGAGAUUGCCUCGAGCGAUAUCUAUAAAACUUUAUACCUCUUUAGAGUUAUAUAAUAGGAAGUAUUCAUAAUUUCAUAUAGUAUUACAACUUAAAGUUGUUAGGUAAUUUUAAAAUUGAUAUAAAUACAACGGAUAGAGAUAUACACAUAUAUUGGUACCAAACUGAUGCUAUACAAGUUUUAUAUAUCUUUUUACCAAGAACAUAUAAGUAUGUAAUAAUUUUCUAUUUGAGUGUGUAAAAAAUUAAAUGCAUAACAAUAUAUAUCAGUAAUCGAAUAACAAUCGAACUCGAUAAUAAAAUAUCACUUUAAUUCAUCACAUUUAUUUACUUUUUUGUUUAAAAGUGAUUUUGACUCCAAACUGUGACUAUUGUAAUUAAUACAAGAUUCAUAUUUUUUUUAUUUCGACAGUGAUUGUAAAAUGAACUGCUUGUGGUUGAAGUGGCGGCACGACGGAUAUGGAAAGAGUACUAAAGGUGUGACGGAUAGGGAGAAUUGAAAAAAGGUUUAAUAUAUAACUAUUGCAGUGUAUUCACUUGAUAAUUAUAUACAAUUUUUGAACUGAAAAUUGGCAACAGGUGCUUAAAGAAUUCUUUUCAUGCUCUAAAUAAUGUCAAAUAUUUUCAAUCUGUUCGAUUUUAUGCAUUCUUUUUUUUGCCAAUUUUCAGCCAGUAGUAACACAUUAUUUUAUAUUUAUUAUUUUUUAAACAUAGAGAACAGACACAAUUUUUUUACAGUGAAGUUAGAUUUAGUGAGAAUUAAAAAUAGAUUAUCACAAUUUAUAAAAUUAAUCAAUAUGAGUGACAUACAAUUAACGUGUUACUUUAUUUCACUAUUUUUUUUAUUGUCACUGAUUCACAAUGGUAGGUAGUUUAGUAAAUAAUGGUUAUUACAUUAUUUCUCGAACAAAUUAUGGUAAGUGUGCAGUCAGCACAUGAAUCUAUCUAAUUUCAUAGAAAAUUCGCCCCUAUUACGACGGCAUAUAGAUACAGGGUAACUUGACACGCGGUCGACAAUACCAUGAUGAAGUAGAUGACAGUUCUGAACUGUUCCGUAAAUUAAACUUAACUUAGUUUAACUACCACGUAGUUAAGUUAUUUGCCUCAUUACCCGAUAUUUGGUACAAAAGGGAAGGAUGAGAUUUCAGUUUAUUUAGGACAUUAUGAUAUUUAUCAUUUUAGGAGAUAGAUGAAGAAAUUCCCUUGUGCUGUGGCACAUAAAGACAAAAAUAAUAACGUUGCUAAGAUGAAAAUAAAUUAGCGUCGCCUUAUCCAGAUUUCCUGUUAGAUUUAGUGUGUGGCGCGGAUCCACCGUUGUAGGCUAAAGAGUCACGCUCUUUGUUUGUCAUUAAAACUAAUUAACACGAACUUUUUAAAUCACAGUAAAUAAUUAAAUAAACAUAUCCAAGAAAAAGUUUAUUGCGCAAAUCAAUGAUAUAGAAAAUGAUAUAGAAAUAUGCAAUGAUAUAGAAAAGGAUAAUCCAGGCUCUUUUAAAUAUUUCCAAAGAUAUGAAUCUGGCUAUCGAUAUAUAUCGAAGUUUUAAAUAAUUUUGCGAACAGAAAACAUAUUAGGAGCUAAAAUUUUAAUAUAUAAGGUGGCUAUGACCUCAUCCUUUUUUGAGGACUUGAUCCGCGCCUGAUUUAUUAUAAGAUACUUAAAGUGAUAACCACUGGUGAUAACUACAUUUCUAACGGCACGAGUACAUUUUACAUUUUUUCUCACAUUCAAAUACAGCAUUUCAAUAGAAGACGGCGAGGAUUUUAAAAAUAUGCAAUAAUAACAUAUUACAUACAGACACAUUUUGCGUUUAUGCCAGAGUUACGUUAAUGAGAAAAUCCAUUUCCCGCAUAUUUAUAAUGACGCCAUAACAUAUGUAUGUAGGCACUUCUAAUAUGGGACGUUUUGGUAUCAAAAGACUUAAUUGAAAUAAAUUACGUUCUACAAUGCAAUAAAUGAAUUGAAUUGACUAUAUUUGAGGUUAGUUACCUAAGAUAUGGGAAAAUACAUUUUCUACAUGACGUCAUAACAUAUGUUACAUUUAGUGUGGGGCGUUUUGGUAUCUUCCAAACAGCGAACAAUGUGAAUUUGUCUUACAAUUGCUUCGGCACUUGACGUGAUUCUUACAAUAAUGAUUCUGUAAAUUGUGAACCGCUACUAUAUGACGCAUCGAGUCAAAACUUGUCCGGUAGUCUCCAUGUGUAUCUAUAAAAAGUAAAUGAUUAUUCCAUACUUUUUUAUUCAUUUAUUUUGAUAACAAAGCUAAUACAGAUAAUUAUUACCAUUUAUUACUAAGUACCUGAUAUAUUACAACUGCACAUUUAUUUUGUUAAAAAUACCUAAAAUGUUUCAUACUUAAUAAAAACUUUUACGAGUCCAAUAUAAUACUUAUUUAUAAUAUUAAGAAGAAAUAAAAAUAGUGUGUACCUAUGUGAUAUAUUUUAAUAAUAAUAUAUAUACAAAAAGUUGAUUGGCAUUAUAUAUUUGAAAUAGUUGUCUAAGUACAAAAUAACUACAUUUUUCAAACAGUUUGAUUUUGUAUGAAACCCAAGAGUACCCAACCUAUGUGAAGACCAAAGAUCAAGACAUUCCUGUAUUUAAUAGUAGAUAUGCAUAUAUGAAAAUGUUGCUUGUUUAUUAUUUGAAUUAUUUAUCGUCAAUCCGAAAUAUAUUUUUUGUUGUUUUGUUGCUAGCUGUAUCAUAUAAUAUCCGGCAGCUAGGUGGGUCGACGAUGUAAAGGAAAUUGCUGGCAACAACUGGAUGGGGAUGGCCCAGGACAUGAAAUGAAAUGGUUGGCGGAGACGGAAGGAGUCCUAUGCCCAGCAGUGGGUCACGGAGGGCUGUAGAUGAUGAUGAUGAUAAUAUAUCAUAUAUAGCGUUUGUUCACUAACUGCUAACUGGAGGUCCUAGUUUCGAUCCCCGGUCAGGUCAAUAUGGAAAAUAAUCUUUUCCAGAUUGACCCGGGUCUUACAUGUUUCUCUUUAUUUAUUAGUAUCGUAUAACACAAAACUGGAACUUAUCUUUGGGGCUAACUCAAUCUGUGUGAUUUAUCCAUAUACUUGUAUUUAUAUUUAUUAGAAUGUAAUCAACGGGGGGCUACCAUGAAACAUAAAAUACGUAGCACGUCAUUGCGUCCACACGUUCACUCUUUUUUACACGAUUCAUGCUCGAUAUAGGAAAAAGGGACUGCAACACACGUUACGUGCUACGUGUUUAUAUGUAUUUGUUUCGUGCUAAGCCUACUGGACCGUGCGUAAACACGCGCGUCAACGCGGAUCUGUUUAAGCACAUAAUUUCAAUUGAUUAAAAACUAAAGUGAGAGUUGUAACUUGUCGUUCACUCCGCCUUUUCGAUUCCUUGUUAAAUGAAUGUUCCCCUAUGUAUAUUUUUGGUUACCUGAUUCGUGUUAUAAUAAAUUUUCGAAUUUUAAUUUAUUACAUGUGAUCGAUUACCCAGUUUUUUGUAACUUAUAUAAAUUUAAGGAACCUUCGAAGUUUGAGUUGCCAUAUUUAUUGGGAAACAAUAAGCUCACAAGAACAAUAACCAAUGAAAAGGUUCUUGAGCUAUUGAAAUUAACCUACUUACAUAUUUCAGGCAAACGAAAUAUGGCAUAUUUUUUAUUAAAUUUAAGUAUUACAAAGUAAAUUUUCGCUCGAACAGAAACUUAUUUUUAUUACUAAUUGAAUUUGUUGAUUUAAGCGACGAUGAUGUUUUAAAUAAAUGUUUUUAUAAAAUACAA